Molecule: messenger RNA, 834 nt
Organism: Volvox carteri f. nagariensis
Lineage: Eukaryota; Viridiplantae; Chlorophyta; Chlorophyceae; Chlamydomonadales; Volvocaceae
Exons: 3
Source: RefSeq, a predicted model, not a curated record
GCUAUUGGCUUUGUGCUGGGACUAUGCAGCAUUUUGGUUUGGUUGACGGCACAGCUUCCGCAGUUUAUUAGCAAUGUUAAAAAUCAGAGCUCUGAGGCGUUGUCAAUUUGGUUCCUGGUGGAAUGGUUCGCUGGCGACACGUUAAACCUGCUAGGCUGCCUGAUUCAAGGCCAGCAGCUGCCAACUACAACGAUUUUGGCAGCAUACUUUGUGCUAAUGGACGUCAUCAUGCUACUUCAAUACAUUUACUACGGCGCCUUGCAGGCCCGACGUCAGCGCCUGCGCGCCAAAACGUCCCGCCGGCGCCCUGAUGCCCUGCUCCCCCUGCUCGGCGGCGACCACGACCUCGUCCUAGACCCACAUGGUCUCCACAGCAGCUCCAGCGCCCUGCGGCCGGCAGCCACAAGCGCUGGCGCGGCGCUAUCCUCCGGGGCCCGAAGCCUCACCGCGGUCCUGUAUCCCGCUGCAGCAGCUGCUGUCGCGUGGACCAGGUCUGAUUAUGAUGACGACAGCGGAGGAGGAGGGGGAGGGGGAGGCGGUGUGGGCUGCAGGUUCCUGAACUGCGAUGUGGCUCUGGUGGCGGGCACUGCCAUGGGCUACUUGUCGACGUGCUUUUACCUGGCCUCGCGAGUCAGUCAGAUCCGUAAGAACCUGGCGCGGAAGUCCACCGAGGGGCUGUCGCCCUUCAUGUUCAUGCUUACAAUGAGCGCCAACCUGUGUACGGGAAUCAGUAUCGUACUGCGGCUACGUUCCCUGGAGCAGCUCAAGGAGCAGCUGCCCUGGAUGUGCGGCACCUUUGGCACCAUUGCUCUCGACAUGACGCUGUUUUACCAG